GGGCGUUCCUCAUAAGGCCACACCUAUAUUAUCAUGGCGAUGCGUCACUAUCUCAGAAACAGAAAGACGCUGAGACUGUCUUUAAGCAGAUUCCUCUCUUCAUCUUCUUCUCCUGUGGUAGCUCUAAGAAGGGAAGAGAGUUCAGUCUGGGAGAGAAGGGCUCCUCUUAACCCUGGACACGUUCAGUCUCUUGUAAAGAAAGGAGUUACUGUCCUAGUACAACCAUCAACAAGAAGAGCUUACUCGAUGCCAGAGUACGAGAGAGCUGGAGCCAUUCUAACAGAUCACAUUGAGGAUGCACAACUCAUCAUCGGUGUGAAACAGUGUCCCAUAGACAGACUCAUACCAGAUAAGACCUACGUGUUCUUUUCUCACACCAUCAAAGCACAAGAAGAGAACAUGCCGCUCCUCGACGCCAUCUUAGCCAAGAGGAUAAGACUUGUCGACUACGAGAAAAUUGUAAACGAAAACGGACAAAGAUUAGUCGCUUUUGGACAGUACGCUGGGAUUGCUGGUUUUAUUAAUAUUCUACAUGGCCUGGGAUUGAGACUACUAGCAUUAGGACAUCACACUCCUUUUAUGCAUGUCGCCUGUGCUCACAAUUAUCCUUCAAGUUCAGCUGCUAAAGCGGCCAUUGCCAGUGUUGGGAGAGAAAUACAGUAUGGGCUCAUACCGGAGAUGCUGGGUCCUAUAAUAUUCACAUUUACGGGGUCUGGUAAUGUCUCCCAGGGGGCUCAGGACGUUUUUAAAGUCUUGCCACACGAGUACGUGUCACCAAAUGAACUUCAGGAUGUACUAAUGAAUGGAGACACUAGAAAGGUUUAUGGUACGGAGGUGAGGAGGAGAGACCACUUGUACAGAGUAUCCGACGGGACCUACUCCAAACCAGAUUAUGUGGCCAAUCCGGAGCUCUAUGCAUCCAACUUUGCAGAGAAAAUUGCUCCAUACACUACAGUCCUCAUCAAUGGCGUCUACUGGGCCCCCAACACUCCGAGACUGAUAACGCUAGAAGACUGUAAGAAACUCCAGCCUAAAGAGUUUGAGGUUGAUACUUAUUCUGGAGUACCCGACCUGCCACAAAGGCUCUUAGCGAUAUGUGACAUAUCAGCAGAUCCCAACGGUUCAAUACAGUUCAUGCAGUCCUAUACAACUAUUGAUUUUCCUUUUGCUUUGUAUAACGCCCACACACAAGAUAACCAAUGGAGCAGUUUGUCUGGUAAUGGUAUAGUUAUGACUAGUAUUGAUAAUUUACCUGCUCAGUUACCUCGUGAAGCUACUGAUUAUUUUGGGUCAAGACUCUUCCCUUUUGUUCAUGAACUAUUACAUCUGGAUGGUUCCAAGUCGCUGGAGGAACAGACUUCUCUUUCAAAUGCAAUAAAAGGAGCUAUCAUAGCAUAUAACGGUGAACUAACUCCUCAAUUUCAAUACAUACAGGAGCUGAGAAAAAAGCUUCAAAAUAAAUAAAGACGAAUUAAAAUAAUUAAUUAAUAAUAAUUAAUUAAUAAUAAUUAUCCUGUGAUACAGCAUAAAAAUGGCAUCAGCAAAUUAACUUAUUAGUGUCUCGAUCCCUCUUAUUUUAUUGAAAGUCAUUUAUUAUUAUUAUUGUUGUAGCAUUGUUAUUAUUUUAUUGUUGUAUUAGAAUUGUUAUUCAUUGUG
Molecule: messenger RNA, 1656 nt
Organism: Amphimedon queenslandica
Lineage: Eukaryota; Metazoa; Porifera; Demospongiae; Haplosclerida; Niphatidae
Product: alpha-aminoadipic semialdehyde synthase, mitochondrial-like
Exons: 10
Coding region: 34-1464 (476 amino acids)
Cellular component (GO): cytoplasm
Molecular function (GO): saccharopine dehydrogenase activity
Source: RefSeq, a predicted model, not a curated record